UUCAAGAGGCAGCUGGACAACCAUCUGUCAGGGAUGCUUUAGGGUGGAUUCCUGCAUUGAGCAAGGGGUUGGACUGGAUGGCCUUAGAGGCCCCUUCCAACUCUGCUAUUCUAUGAUUCUAUGAAGAAGUGGGUCUCCAGGGCCUUCCUAGGCUGCGAUGAUGAUGAUGGGGCCCACCGACACACACACACACACCCCCGAUGGCAGCCCGUUCCAGAGGUGGGGGGGUCCUCUAGGAAAGGGGCCCCUCGCUCUGCCUUGCCCCUUGAUUCCCCAUUUGAACAAAGAACCAGCGAAUUGGGGGCAGCUCUUGUGUCUACGAAGCCAUCAAGUGUGAAAGCUCCCGAUGAUGAUGAUGAUGAUGGUGGUCAUUUUCUGGUCCCUCUGAAGCACAAGCCGGCUCUGACGGAAGCUGGGAUAUUCCCAUUCAGGUCUGGCCAUGGAGGCGGAGAACGCAGUGGAGAGCAGCAGCGAUGCAGCCCCCCGGCUGGGGCAGCGAGAAGAGCCCUCGGAGAGUGGCAUUGGCAUGGAGACCUCGGAGGCCGUGUCUGCAGACAGCAGCGAUGCCGCCUUGGUGGCCAUCACCCUCGCUGAAGCAGAUGAAUCCGGCGUGGGCCAGAGCUCAGACAGCGGAGGGGUCUCCCUGGCUGAAGUGCCCGAGAGCAGCUCCAGCACAGAUGCCCACCUGCCCAGGGCCUACCUGCCGGACUCCUCCUCCAUCGCACAGUCCGCCCUGGUCUCCAGCGUCUCCACUGUGAGCCAGUCUGUUCCGGCCUCUCCGUCCCCCCAGGGCCUCGUUCACUCCAGCGUCCUUGCAGAAGGGGCUCCCGUUGUGUCCGACUCCGCAGCCUCCACCUCCUCUGACCUGGGCUCCGCCAUCGACAAGAUCAUAGAGUCUACCAUUGGCCCGGACGUCAUUCAACGAUGCAUGGCCGUGACCAGCGAAGAAGACGGUGGGGCACAAACGACCCAGCACCUCAUCCUGCAGGGCCCGGACAACGGUGCUCCUGUGACGUCCCGCGUGGCCAGCUCUGCCGUGGCCCAAAGUUUGGCUGCGGAAGCCCUGGCGGAGGGGCCCACUUCCACGUGCGUGGAGCACCCUGGCCCUCUGGAGCCGCCCGUGCAGCUGGGCCCAUCUGGGGAGCCCGACCUGGAGAGCCUGGAGCAGCUGAUGGAGGUGGUCGUGGUGCAGCAGUUCAGGUGCCGGAUGUGCCGCUACAAGAGCGCCUCCAAGCAGCCCCUCCUCCGCCACAUGCGGGAGCGGCACUUCCAGCCAGUGUCGGCCACCGGCCAGAAAAAGGGCCGCCCGCGGAAAGGGGCUCCUGUGCCGAAGGCCCCGGAGAGCAAGAAGCCGGAGGAGGAAGAGGACGACGACGAUGACAUCGUGGACGCCGGCGCCAUUGACGACCCCAAAGAUGACAGUGACUACAACCCAGCUGAGGACGAGCCCCGGGGGCGUCUGCCCAAGCUCAGCCGCCCCCUUCCCACCUCCAGCGAGGAGCGGCUGCGCCGACGCCCAGGAAGACCCCGCAAAUUCCCUCGCCUGGAAGCCCUCCCGCAGCCAGAGGGUGGUGAAGUGGAGCCGGUGGUCUCGUCACAGUGUGCCCCCCUGGGAGACCUGCAGGGCCCCGAGGCGGCCUGCUCCACAGACCUGGUGCCUCUUAGCAGCAAAAGCCUCGUGGAGCCCUCCGUGAGCCAGUCCGACUCGGAGAACAGGGACCCCUCCUCCCACGCCGAACCCGAAAUGACUCCCCGCCGGCGAGGCCGGCCCUCUCACCGUUUCCUGGGCAAGAAAUACCGCAAGUACAUGGGGCACAGGUACAGCUACAAGUCAGCCAAGCCCUUGAUGCGCCCUUACCUGUGCCGGAUCUGCGGCUCUCGCUUCCUCACGCACGAGGACCUAUGCUUCCACGUCAACUCCCACGAGGCCGGGGACCCUCAGCUCUUCCGGUGUCUGCAGUGCAGUUACCGCUCCCGGCGCUGGUCCUCGCUGAAGGAGCACAUGUUCAACCACACGGGGAGCAAGCCGUACAAGUGCGAGGAGUGUGACUACACCAGCGUGUACAAGAAGGACGUCAUCCGUCAUUCUGCCGUGCACAACCGCGACAAGAAGAAGCGAGCCGACCCGCCCCCCAAGCGGAGCUCCUUCCCUUGCCCCGUGUGUGACCGUGUCUACCCGAUGCAGAAGCGGCUCACCCAGCACAUGAAGACACACAGCACCGAAAAGCCCCACAUGUGUGACAAGUGCGGGAAGUCCUUCAAGAAGCGCUACACCUUCAAGAUGCACCUGCUGACCCACAUCCAGGCUGUUGCCAAGCACUGGUUCAAGUGCGAGUUCUGUGAGCACGUCUGCGAGGACAAGAAAGUGCUGCUCAACCACCAGCUGCUGCACAUCAACGACAAGCCCUUCCGCUGCACGCUCUGUGCCUACGCCACCGUCCGCGAGGACUUCCUGCUCUCCCACAUGGCAGUCAAGCACACAGGAGGGAAGCCGUUUGCCUGUGAGUUCUGCCACUUCAGCACCAAGCAGAAGAAGAACCUCCGCCUCCACGUCCAGUGCCGCCACGUGGAGAACUUUGAGGAUUGGGUGGAGCGGCACCCGGAGGAGCCCCCCUGCCGCCGCCGCCCCUUCUUCACACUGCAGCAGAUCGAGGAGCUGAAGCUGCAGCACAGCCAGGGCCAGGCUGCCGGGGAGGCGGCGGUGCCCACCCCCCCACCGGUAAGGGCCCAGCCCUCGCCUGCCGCCUCCCUCCCCCCGCCUCCCCGGAGCUGCUCUCAAGUCUUCUGUUUCCAGCAGGUGGCCUACCAGCCGCCGGUGCCGGACCCCCCUGCUCCAGAGCCCCCCGUCCUCUCCCCAGAGGCCCUGGAGGGGGCCACCAUCAUCUACGAGUCAGAUGUGGAGGGCUCAGCCGAGUUGGCCACACAAACGGCACUGGACCUGCUGCUGAACGUGAGCAGCCAGCGGGAGCUGCCCUCCAGCACUCUCGAGGUGGCCGUGGUGAAGGCGGGCGGCUCGCCGAAGGCCUCCGAGCCCCAGGAACAGCAGCAGCUGGCCGAGGAGCCCCCCACCAAGGUGCUAACGCUGCACGUGACGGAGCACAGCGAGGCCCUGGUGCAAGAGGUCUACGAGGAGCCGGCGCUGGGGGCCGCUGAGCUCCAGCAGGUCACCAUCCCCUUCAGCGGGGCGACAGAGUACAGCAUCAUCACCCAGAGCGGGGAGGCCGGCAGGACGCUGUAUGGGGAGGAGGCGGAGGAGGAGGCAGAGGCGGAAGAGAGCCCCGGCGAAGUUGGGCAAGCCGUGAUAAGGGAGACCUUGAAGGACGUCACGACUCCCAGCAGCACUCCGGAGAGCCGCCAGCCACGGCGGCAGCAUUGUGUGGAGCAGAUGAGUGGGGAGCCGGCAGACGCUCAGGCCAGCCUUCGGUGGCCCCUGGUGAAGUGCCUGACGUGGUCAGCCCACAAGGCUGUUGCGCUGGCCCCCGAGGACGGGGAGCCCCCCGGCAACAAAGCUGGGUUGCCUACGCAGCAGGCCCCGGGCAAGGGCCCUUCCCUCAAGAAGCCACCGGGCAAGGCGCCUUCCGCCAAAAAGUUCUCCUGCAAGAUCUGCACAGCGACUUUUGCAGGCCGAGCGGAGAUGGAGAGCCACAAGCGGGCGCACGUCGGCCCCAGCGCCUUCAAGUGCCCCGAUUGCCCAUUCACGGCAGCCGUGUGGCCAGAAGUCCGGACCCACAUGGAGCAGCACGCCAGCCUCCGGCCCCACAAGUGCCAGCACUGCAGCUUCGCUUCCAAGAACAAGAAGGACUUGCGCCGGCACACCCUGACCCACACCAACGAGAAGCCUUUCGCUUGCCACGUCUGUGGCCAGAGAUUCAACCGCAACGGACACCUCAAAUUUCACAAGCAGCGGCUACACAGCUCAGAAGGGAAGCCGCCGCCUGAGCUGGCCCCCAGCGCCUCCCAGACCAUCAUCCUGAACAGUGACGAGGAAGCGUUGGCCACGCUGCAGACAGCUCUGCAGUCUGGCCAGGCUGUGCUGGCUCCAGAGAGGCUCCAGCAGGCUCUGGGGCAGGAGCAUAUCAUCAUGACGCAAGAGCAGAGCGUCCCCAGCCAGGAGGAGACCACCUACAUUCAAGAGAUCAUGACGACAGCAGAUGGACAGAUGGUGCAGCACCUGGUGACAGCAGAGAACCAGGUCCAGUACAUCAUCACCCAGGAUGGCGUCCAGCACCUCUUGCCCCACGAAUACGUGGUUCUGCCUGAAGGCCAUCACAUCCAGGUACAGGACGGGCAAAUCACUCAUAUCCAGUACGAACAAGGUGGCCAGUUUGUUCAGGAUCCCCAGAUCCAGUAUGUCCCUGUGUCUCCAGGGCAGCAGCUCGUCACGCAGGCUCAGCUGGAGGCCGCAGCGCACUCUGCAGUGACAGUGGCCGAUGCAGCCAUGGCCCAGGCCCCCUUCGGCACGGACCCUGCCACGGACCAGGUCCAGCCGCUGCAGCCGGGCGUCCACUACGACAUCAUCACCCUGGCAGAGUAGCCGGGCCUGGCUCUUUCCUCACCGUUCUGGACAAGGAGAGGCGGCCCGGCCCGUGUGGCAAUGGGGCCAGCACCGUACCUGGAUUGGGCCUUCUGCAGUUACCCAGAACGCUUAGCAGCGCGGCCCUGCUCUGGCGUGGGCUUGCACUUGUCUCCUCGGAAGGAGCUGCUCUGCUUGCCUGGGCGGUGCUCGCCCUGCUGGUUUGUGGCUGAACGUGACAUGCUGGAUGCUUGAGCGGGACCUGUGGGAAAGGCAGGAGCCUCCCAGGGCCGGAGGGCCGCGGUGGGCUCUGGGCUUGCUGGAUGUGCUUCUGAAUAAAAGCCCAGGAGCAAGUGUG
Molecule: messenger RNA, 4871 nt
Organism: Elgaria multicarinata webbii
Lineage: Eukaryota; Metazoa; Chordata; Lepidosauria; Squamata; Anguidae
Gene: ZNF335
Product: zinc finger protein 335
Exons: 28
Coding region: 440-4534 (1364 amino acids)
Biological process (GO): positive regulation of transcription by RNA polymerase II; brain development; positive regulation of neurogenesis
Cellular component (GO): nucleus
Molecular function (GO): RNA polymerase II cis-regulatory region sequence-specific DNA binding
Source: RefSeq, a predicted model, not a curated record